AUGAAGGUGAAGCUGCUUUUUCCGUACGCUGUGUCCUGCGUGUUCGGCGGCAUGGGCCGCGCCUGGGGCAUGGCUAUGGUCGGGCUCCACGUUGUGCUCUGCAUCAUCAAGGUCCUCUCCUUCACUACAGAUCCCGAGGUGGCCCGCUUCUGGGUACCGAUCUUCCGCGUCUGGGUGUACCUGGGCAUCGCCGCGAUCGUGCUCAUGACGUGCGUGAACAUCGUCUACUACAUGCCCGUGUAUGGGGUGUACGCCAUGAACUACGAUCUGCCGCCGCAGCAGCCGGCGGCAGCGAUUUCUUUGCUUGUGCUAGAUCAUCUCUUUUCAAUUUGUUUAGGCACCACUAGAAAUUUGGAAGAUGCUUCAGGUGCUUCUGGUUUUGUUAUUAAAUGGUCUGGGGACAAAGAUAAUGCUAGAUAUCGUCUAGUUGGUGGCAUUGAGCAUUGCAGGAGGACCUAA
Messenger RNA from Miscanthus lutarioriparius, 459 nucleotides. The record is from the annotation of a GenBank genome assembly. NCBI's taxonomy places the organism in Eukaryota, Viridiplantae, Streptophyta, Magnoliopsida, Poales, Poaceae.